AUGAGCACGAUAAAUAUACGGGGCGUUGCCGUGGAAUUCCCCUUCGAACCGUACGAGUUACAGAGAGAAUACAUGGACAAGGUGAUUGAAUGCCUUCAAAACGAAACAAAUGGCGUUCUGGAGUCGCCCACUGGGACCGGCAAGACCCUGUCGUUGCUGUGCUCGACUUUGGGCUGGUUGCAGUUAAAGAAAGCGCAAAUUCAGGCGCAGAGAAUAAACAGCAUUGCGGAAGAGAAGCAGGGUUUCAUGGGGAAUCUGCUGAAAGAACUGACUGGAAAAGUGGAUAAUGGGACGGCAAAUAACGCAGACAACAGCGGACGGGCCUUCAUGGGCUUACCGACCAUCAUAUACGCUUCGAGAACGCAUACACAGUUAUCGCAGGCAAUGAAUGAACUUAAGAGGAGUGCAUACAAGCACAUGAAGGCUUGCAUUAUAGGAUCAAGGGAGCAAAUGUGCAUACAUCCAGAAGUGAUGAAGGAACAGAGCAAUUCUGCCAGAACCCAGAUGUGCCGUUUGAAAGUGAAAUCGCGCAAUUGCCAUUUUCACAACCGCGUGGAACGUAAGAAAGAAGACCCUGCUGUCUCAGAGAGCCCGGUGAUGGACAUAGAAGACCUGGUAAAACUGGGCAAUCUGCACAAAUUCUGUCCGUAUUACAUGGCUCGGGAAAUCCAAAAGGAGGCAGAUAUCAUCUUCAUGCCCUACAACUACCUGUUGGACCCCAAGGUCAGAAAAAGUCUCGGCAUUGUUUUGAGCAACAAUGUUGUCAUACUGGAUGAAGCACACAACAUUGAAAGAAUUUGCGAGGAAGCCGCCUCGAUCCAAAUAAAGAGCACGGACGUGGCGUUGGCCAUCGAGGAGGUGACGGCGGUCAUGAAACUGCUCAGCGAAGAUUCGACCUUGAGUUUCGACGAGGGUCAGAAGAAGGAUUUCACCGCCGAUGAGCUGUGCGUCCUCAAGCAAGUGAUGCUGGAUUUCGAGGCGGCCCUGGACGCCGUCUCCAUGGAGAACGAGAAGGAGGGCGCCUCCUAUCCAGGCACCUUCAUCUACGGACUCUUCGAGAAGGCCAAUAUCAACAAUGGAAAUUUCUUGGAAAUGGUGCAACUGAUCGACAAAAUAUGCAACUUUUUGGCGAUGUCGAGCGGCGACGGGCCGUUUCAGCGCCGCGGCGUCGGCCUGGAGUUGUUUUCCGAUCUGCUGACGUGCACUUUUCAAGGCACCUCCAAGGAAAUGAUGGAGAAGGUGGAGAAGUGCUUUAAAGUGCACGUUUUGGUGGAGCAGCCGUUCAAAAAAGCGCGCGACAAUUGGCUGUCGAAAUCCUCUGCAAAACCUGCCUGCCGGGUUUUGAACUAUUGGUGCUUCAGCCCUGGAUACGGAAUGAACAUGUUGAUGAAUCAAGGCAUAAGAUGCGUAAUUCUGACCAGCGGAACGUUGGCGCCCUUAAAACCUCUGAUUUCCGAGCUGGAGUUGAAGGUGGACGUGAAGUUGGAAAACCCGCACAUCGUGAAAGGGGACCAGAUAUGCGUGAAAAUAGUCCCGAAAGGUCCCGACGGCGUAAUUUUAAACGGCAACUUCCAAAAUCGGGACAACCCGAAGUACAUCAACAGCCUGGGGUGCACGAUUUUGAACAUAACGCGGCACGUGCCCGACGGCCUGCUGAUAUUCUUCUCGUCGUACCCCAUCAUGCAGAAGUACCGCGACUUCUGGCAGGAGAACGGCAUCUGGGCGUCGAUAUGCGACCUGAAGAAGAUCUACGUGGAGCCCAAGGACAAGGAGCAGUUCGCGCACGCCAUGGCGGAGUUCUACGCCAAAAUAAACGACCCGCAGGCGAGGGGCGCGAUCUUCAUGGGCGUGUGCCGCGGCAAGGUCUCGGAAGGCCUGGACUUUGCCGACGCCAACGGCAGGGCCGUCAUCGUCACGGGGUUGCCGUAUCCGCCCCUCAAAGACCCGCGCAUCAUACUCAAGAAGCGGUAUUUAGAUCGGUGCAACGCGCAGGACAAAGAGUUUCUGAAAGGAGACGAUUGGUACUCGUUGGAGGCUACGCGAGCCGUCAACCAGGCGAUCGGUCGCGUAAUUCGACAUCGGCACGACUACGGCGCCAUCUUGCUUUUGGACCAGCGAUUCGACAAUUUCCGCAUCAAAGGCAGCCUGUCGAUGUGGCUCAGGGACCACAUCAAGGUGGCCGCCAAUUUCGGGGAGAUCGUCAGGGAUCUCAGGAUGUUUUUCAAAAACGCCGGCGCCAACUUACCGGCUCCAAAAUCACGAGUCGUAAACAACCAACCGGCAGAGUUCGAGACCGGCAACUGUUACAAAAAAGAGGGCAAAAAUUUUCAAUUCGAGCAACAACCUGAAGACGGUCUGGUGACCAUACACAAGAGAGCAAACGCGACCGACUUGAUUAACCCGGCGAAAAAAAAGAAAAUCGUCCUGAAGAAAAACGUGCCAAUCGCCGAGCAGGACUCGCAAAGCGAAACAAAAGAAUUCAUAGCAUUGGUUAAGAGAAAAUUGGACUCCGAGUCGUACAAAACUUUGGUUCAAGCCAUGGGAAUGUACAGGAGCGAAAAAAAUUUGGAAAAUUUAAAAUCAGAGAUGGACAAGAUUUUCCUUAAAACGCGCUCCGAAGCCUACUUAUUAAACGGCUUAAAAAAAUACAUAAAACCCGAUCAUUUGGAGGAAUUCGAAAAUUACGUCAAAACUUUGUCUUAA
Brassicogethes aeneus is the source of this 2703-nucleotide messenger RNA. NCBI's taxonomy places the organism in Eukaryota, Metazoa, Arthropoda, Insecta, Coleoptera, Nitidulidae. The record is from the annotation of a GenBank genome assembly.